Messenger RNA from Spinacia oleracea (spinach), 709 nucleotides. RefSeq lists its product as uncharacterized. The transcript has 2 exons. The record is from RefSeq and is a predicted model, not a curated record. NCBI's taxonomy places the organism in Eukaryota, Viridiplantae, Streptophyta, Magnoliopsida, Caryophyllales, Amaranthaceae. Bases 142 to 528 code for a protein of 128 amino acids. Gene Ontology annotation, biological process: cell fate determination.
UUCACAAGAGCCCCACUUCUUGUUUGUUUCAAUAAAUUCUCAUUAAGUUUGUCUAUCUAUUUUUACUUAUAUUUGGUACUAAAAAUGUUAUAAACUCAUAACUCAUCAAUUUGUAUAACACUCAAUUUACUACAAACAAACAUGGCGCUAGGGAAAAUCAACUUGCUCUUCAUUGUUAUCUUUUUCAGCUUCGCGGUCCAAGGCAUGGGGCAGUGCUCAGUGAAGGAUAUGAGCAUAAAUCAAAGCAAGGUGGAAUUAGUAAAGAAUAAUGAUACAGUUAUGGGGCGAGUUUGGAAUGUGACAAUCACGAAUAAUUGCUAUUGCUCUCAAUCAAAUGUUAAAAUUGCUUGUACGGGGAUUCGAACCUUGAAAGAAAAUGUGGAUCCCUCAAUUGUGAAGAUGGCAAAGGGUAAAGGAGUUGUGAAAAAUGGGGAUCCAAUUUAUCCAUAUACUUCAGUUGGAUUUACCUAUGCUUCUACUUUACCACUUCAGUUCAGGCUACUUUCUUCUCAAGUUUCUUGUUCUUAAAUCGACCGACCGACCUACCUAUGAUAGUAACAAUCCAUGUUAUGUUAUGUUAUGUUAUGUUAUGUACGUAGUAUAAUGUAUAUGUUGUUUUAGACAUGUAUCAUGUAUGUUGUUUUUGAGUUUCAAUUCUACUCAUGUUUGUUGUCAAUGAGGUAAUUCGAAUGUUCAUCAAUGAUUGAUA